This is a messenger RNA of Dromiciops gliroides (monito del monte), 8408 nucleotides long. RefSeq names its product ankyrin repeat domain 52 (gene ANKRD52). Bases 117 to 3347 code for a protein of 1076 amino acids. Lineage: Eukaryota; Metazoa; Chordata; Mammalia; Microbiotheria; Microbiotheriidae. Gene Ontology annotation, molecular function: protein binding. The record is from RefSeq and is a predicted model, not a curated record. The transcript is spliced from 28 exons.
CCCGCUCUCCCAGCAGCCGCUACCGUCGCUGCCGCCGCCGCCGCUGCCCCGUGUCCCCGGUGGAGCCGCCGCCGCUGCCUCCGGGAGCUCGAUGCGGACGGAGCCUGGGCCGGGCCAUGGGGAUCCUCAGCAUCACGGAUCAGCCGCCCCUGGUCCAGGCCAUCUUUAGCCGGGAUGUGGAGGAAGUGCGCUCCCUCCUCUCGCAGAAGGAGAACAUCAACGUGCUGGACCAAGAGAGAAGAACCCCUCUGCAUGCUGCUGCAUAUGUAGGAGAUGUCCCCAUCCUCCAGUUGCUACUGCUGUCAGGUGCUAAUGUCAAUGCUAAGGACACACUGUGGCUGACCCCCCUACAUCGUGCUGCUGCCUCUAGGAAUGAGAAAGUACUGGGGCUGCUCCUAGCACAUUCCGCAGAUGUGAAUGCCCGGGACAAGCUAUGGCAGACACCACUGCAUGUGGCUGCUGCCAACCGGGCCACCAAAUGUGCUGAAGCCCUAGCCCCGCUGCUGAGCAGCCUCAACGUGGCCGAUCGAAGCGGGCGCAGUGCCUUGCACCAUGCCGUGCACAGUGGGCACCUGGAGAUGGUGAACCUGCUUCUGAACAAGGGGGCCAGUCUGAAUGUCUGUGACAAAAAGGAGCGACAGCCACUGCAUUGGGCAGCCUUUUUAGGGCAUUUGGAGGUCCUGAAGCUUUUGGUGGCACGGGGUGCAGAUCCUAGUUGCAAGGACCGGAAGGGUUAUGGGCUGCUCCACACAGCUGCUGCCAAUGGCCAGAUCGAUGUGGUCAAGCACCUGCUACGGCUGGGGGCUGAGAUCGAUGAGCCCAAUGCCUAUGGGAACACAGCUCUGCAUAUUGCCUGCUACCUGGGCCAGGAUGCUGUGGCCAAUGAGCUGGUGAACGCAGGCGCUAACGUCAACCAGCCCAAUGACAAAGGAUUUACUCCAUUACAUGUGGCUGCAGUCUCCACUAAUGGUGCACUCUGCUUGGAACUAUUGGUCAAUAACGGGGCAGAUGUCAAUUUCCAGAGCAAGGAGGGAAAGAGUCCCCUGCAUAUGGCAGCCAUUCAUGGGCGUUUCACCAGAUCUCAGAUCCUUAUCCAGAAUGGCAGUGAGAUUGACUGUGCUGACAAAUAUGGGAAUACACCAUUGCAUGUGGCUGCCCGCUACGGACACGAGCUGCUUAUCAGCACCCUUAUGACCAAUGGUGCUGAUACUGCCCGUCGAGGCAUCCAUGACAUGUUCCCCCUGCACUUAGCUGUUCUCUUUGGAUUCUCAGACUGUUGUCGUAAGCUUCUCUCCUCAGGUCAGCUGUACAGCAUUGUGUCUUCACUCAGCAAUGAACAUGUUCUCUCUGCUGGUUUUGACAUCAACACACCUGAUAACCUUGGCCGAACCUGUCUCCAUGCUGCUGCUUCUGGAGGGAAUGUUGAAUGUCUUAAUUUGCUGUUGAGCAGUGGAGCUGACUUGAGAAGGAGAGACAAAUUUGGAAGGACCCCAUUGCACUAUGCAGCCGCCAAUGGCAGCUACCAGUGUGCGGUGACGCUGGUGAAUGCUGGAGCGGGCAUCAAUGAGGCUGACUGUAAAGGCUGCUCCCCUCUGCACUAUGCUGCCGCUUCCGACACCUACCGGAGAGCGGAGCCGCAUGCAGCCACCAGCCAUGACCCUGAAGAGGACGAGCCACUGAAGGCAUCCCGGAGGAAGGAGGCCUUCUUCUGUCUGGAGUUUUUACUGGAUAACGGUGCAGACCCCUCCCUGCGGGACAGGCAGGGUUACACAGCCGUGCACUAUGCAGCCGCCUAUGGCAACAGACAGAACCUUGAGCUGCUCCUAGAAAUGUCUUUUAACUGCCUGGAAGAAGUGGAGAACACCAUUCCAGUCAGCCCUUUGCACUUAGCUGCCUAUAAUGGUCACUGUGAAGCACUGAAGACACUAGCAGAGACGCUGGUGAACCUGGACGUGAGGGACCACAAAGGCCGGACUGCACUGUUCCUGGCCACAGAACGGGGCUCCACCGAGUGUGUGGAGGUGCUCACGGCCCACGGAGCCUCUGCCCUGGUCAAGGAGCGCAAGCGGAAGUGGACACCCCUCCAUGCUGCCGCUGCUUCUGGUCACACAGACUCCCUGCACCUGCUGAUUGACAGUGGAGAUCGAGCUAAUAUCACUGAUGUCAUGGAUGCCCAUGGACAGACCCCACUAAUGUUGGCCAUCAUGAAUGGCCAUGUAGAUUGUGUGCAUCUCCUGCUGGAAAAGGGGUCAACGGCUGAUGCAGCUGAUCGCCGGGGUCGAACUGCCUUGCACCGUGGGGCGGUGACCGGCUGUGAGGACUGCCUGGCUGCCCUUCUGGACCAUGACGCCUUUGUACUCUGCCGAGAUUUUAAGGGCAGGACACCAAUCCACCUGGCCUCAGCCUGUGGCCACACGGCGGUCUUGAGGACCUUGUUACAAGCCGCCCUCUCCACAGAUCCCCUGGAUGCAGUAGUGGACUACAGCGGCUACUCUCCCAUGCACUGGGCCUCCUACACUGGACAUGAAGAUUGUCUGGAGUUGUUACUUGAACACAGCCCGUUCUCAUACCUGGAAGGAAACCCCUUCACUCCUUUGCACUGUGCAGUAAUCAACAACCAGGACAGCACCACCGAGAUGCUCCUGGGAGCGCUGGGGGCCAAGAUUGUGAAUAGCCGAGAUGCCAAAGGACGGACCCCCCUUCAUGCUGCUGCCUUCGCAGACAACGUCUCCGGGCUCCAGAUGCUGCUGAGGCACCAAGCUGAGGUGGAUGCCGUCGAUCAGGCUGGUAGAACGGCCCUCAUGACAGCAGCUGAGAACGGGCAAACUGCUGCUGUGGAGUUUCUGUUAUAUCAAGCAAAAGCAGACCUUACUGUGCUGGAUGGGAAUAAGAACACUGCCCUGCACCUGGCAUGCAGUAAGGGCCACGAAAAAUGUGCCCUGUUAAUUCUGGCGGAAACUCAAGACCUUGGCCUUAUCAAUGCCACCAACAGUGCACUGCAGAUGCCACUCCACAUCGCUGCCCGGAAUGGCCUGGCUUCUGUGGUGCAGGCGCUGCUCAGUCGUGGGGCCACAGUGCUGGCUGUAGAUGAAGAAGGUCACACUCCAGCCCUGGCCUGUGCGCCCAACAAAGAUGUGGCGGACUGUCUGGCCUUGAUCCUCUCCACCAUGAAGCCUUUCCCACCCAAGGACGCCGUCAGCCCCUUCGGCUUCAGCCUGCUCAAGAACUGUGGCAUCGCGGCUGCCAAGACGGUGGGCGGCUGUGGUGCCCUGCCCCACGGGGCCUCCUGCCCCUACAGCCAGGAACGGCACGGCGCCAUCGGCUUAGACGGCUGCUACUCAGAGUAGAUCCUCAGCUGGUCUCCCCACACCGGUGACCUGAUAUCUUAUUCUAUUUAUUUAGAAAAUGUCUAUAAAUAUAGGGCACUUUAAAGGAGAACACGACUUGGGUGAUGGGGGGGCUGGGAGUGGGGAGAAGUGAAGGGAGAAGGAGGGAGAGAGUCGGAGGAAAGCUGCUCACCCCUCUGCCACCCAAACUGAGCAGGGUAUUAGUGGGCUACCAGGGAGUCCCGGAUGCUCUUGGUGCCCCCAGGGCAGGCCCUUCUGCCAAGUUAUCUGAAGAAAUUACUAAAUGCCUGGCUCCCCUCCUCUCUGCCCAUCCUUGCCCCUUUUCUUCCCCCCUCCCAGCCCAGCCCCGUUCUGCUUUCCGCUCGACCCCUCUCUCCUCUCUCUGCCCCUGCUCUUCCUCUUCGGUCCUCUCUCGUUUCCCUGCCUCUGGAGCCAGGCAGAUUCCUGUCCCCCAUCCUUAUCACUGCCCUUCCUGCUCGGCUAGCCUCUCUACCCCCGAAGCAGUGAGAAGCCUUAAUUUCUGGUACUGUGUGAGCACUCUGGAGGUGUCCCCCCCCUCCCGGUAGGGGCAGCUGGGGGUGGGGGAAAGACUUAGCACUGAGGCCUGGAGCUUCCUCCUCUCCCCUCCAGUCUCCCCCGUCAUCCCCCCUCCAAUUCAAAUGCAAAACACUUGAAGCAACAACUACUGUACCUGGGACUCUAAAACCUGCUCCCUCCUCUCCCCACUUCCUCAUAUGCAAAUCAAGGGCCGGCUCUGCCCCUUCUCCCCCCAGCUUGGCCCUUCUCGGCCCCCUCACCGUGCACUUUAACCUCGCUGCUUCAUUUGAACUUCCUCGGGGAGGCGGCGUCUCGGGCUCCUUCCUCCUCGGCUCGUCAUGAAUUUUUAAGUAAGCAUUUACCCUUUAGUGGAAGAGACAAAUGAAUUUCCUGCCCAUUUCAAAGCCAGGCCCUCUUGUAUUCUCUGUGCUUGUGCUUGUAUGUGUGUGUGGAAGGAGGGCCAUCCCCACCCAUAGUUCCUCUGGGUCUCCCUCAUUGCCUCUACCAUCCCCUCCUGUCCAAGAACACCCCCACCCCCAAUCACUGCUGAUCUGAAGCCAAAGAUGGUGGGAGGGGCAGGGGCAGAUAAGAGACCGUCCGAAGCCUCCUCCAGAGCUAGGGCCCUUGGCUCAGGAGCGGGAAGGUAGACCAGAAUCCCUGACUCCCAGUGACUGGGGGUGUGUGGGGAGGGCCGGGGGUUGUACCAACAGGAUUCCUAAAGCCCCACCCUAAACACCAAACUAGGCAAGGUGAGGGGGGCCAAUUUUUCUCUAAAUGUAGCAUUGAAUUUGGCCCUGGUCCCCUUAAAUGCCCUUCCAAAAUAUUCCCCUGACCCCCUUCCAUGCAGCACCCCCUUCCUCACACGCAAUACCUCAGCCAGGAGCCAAGACACAUAACUUGAACAGAGGCCAUACCCUUUCCCCUCCCUCAGUCUCCCUCAGUUGCCAUCAGUAUUGUUUCCUGAAAACUGGACUGGCCUCGUUUACAUAGUGCUUUUGUCCCCCGCCCCCGCCCCGCCCCCCAGAGAAACACGAGGGCCCCUGGCCCCCAGCCUUGCUUGCAUUCUUCACAAUUUGACUUCCUGUCCUGUUCUGGACUUAGUUCUGCCAUCUCUGCCUCCAGUGAUGUUGGGGCAUUAGGGGACAUCCCAGGCACCCCUUCCUCUCUAGAACCGCCCUCCCAUUCAUCCAGUUCUCUGUAGCUUGUCUGCAACCUCAUCUCUGCCAUUCCUCUUGGUCUUUCCGUUCCCCACUAUCUCUCUGUUCCCUCUCAUUCUCUUCACCUGCCCCCCAGUCACUGUUCUGAAACCAUUUCAAAGCUUCUAAAUGACCAUUUGUGGUGAGAAGGGUUGUGCAGCUUUUCGUUUUCGAUCCUGCUGAAGCCAAAGGGCCUUGUGCUGCCCCUAUCCCCGUGUCCUUCCCUAAAUGACAAUCAAUGUGACCUCUCUCUAAGGGCUGCAGCCCCCCCCCUCCCGCUGGCUUUUCCAAGUGCCCUCACCCACUCUGCUGACUCCCUUCUAAGCCUUCUCACUCUCCCUUCCCAUUCUCAUCUCGAUGCAGGCAGUUAGGUAGGAGGGGACAGCACAGGUUCUCCAGAGGAGCCCAUCCGUGUGUCAGCCGUGUUCUCCUUUAUCGAUGCUCAGCCAUGUCAGUGAGAAUCUGAGUGUUUGCAAAGCGCCCCGUUAUUUUGCUCAAAGAGAUUGCUGGUGGCUGCCCGGUCUUUGCCCCUUCAGCACAGUGUCACCAUUGCUGGGGGAGUAGGGGGAGCCCUUUGCGUCUCCUCCUGUCAUUGGUGAGGGGGUCAGAGGAUGAGCAGCCUCCUCUCCUUAUGCCAAAGGAAAUUCCCUGCCCCACCCUGGGCUCCUAAGCCCCCUGUUGUUUUUGAAGCGUCUUGUCCCAUACUCAUGGCCACUGCAUAUUUAUUUUAAUUUUCAGGGUUUUUUUUUUAAACCUUUUUGACUUAAACGGGUGUGGAGAAAUUAAACAAAGGCAGAAUGGCCCCCAGUCCUUCUCCAGGAAGGGGAGGGAGUAGACCUCUCUUUCUCCUUCCUUCCCUAGGCUCUCCUCCCUCCCCUCCCCCCCCAAAAGCUCUAAAGCACUUGCUUCAAGUAAUAAGCACUUUUGUGGAGAAGGCCUCUCUAAAGAGGUCAUGGAGAGCAGCCCCAGGGUCCCAGCCAAGAGCGCAAUGGAGGAGACAGACAGAUAGACAGACAAAUGAAGUUGGUAGGAAAAUGGAAAGACAGCCAAUGAGAGCCAGUUUUUCAUUUCUGAUUUGGGGGACAUUGGGCAGUUGGAGGGGGUGUGCCCUCUCCCCAAAAAGAAAGGCACAAAUUGUGGGUCCUGGUAGAACAGAUAGACCAGGGUCACUGCCACUUGUCCAGCUGAGACUGAUGGGGCUACCUCCCCCACCCUGCAACCCCCGAGCCAUAGGACUGCUGAAAACCACUGAAUGUACAGCCCAGGUGGGGGUGGGGGGCGGCCCAGAGGGGAAGGGCUUCUAUUCUUCUUGUUUGGUGCUGUGGGGGGUGGGGAGAUAACACUGAGGGACCCCCACCCCCAAUAAGACUUGUGUUUCUUGGGGUGGAAGAAUGGAGGAGGGCCCCCCCUUCCUUCAUCUCCCCCCAGGACCCUUUCCCUCUCUUCACCCCCUCCGUUUAGACUGUAAGUCCAGCUCACCUUUGCCUUCAAUAUGUAACCAAAGGAAAACUCAAUACUGUUUCCACCAAUGUCCGCCAAUGUUGCCCCACUGGACCGCCCAUAUGUUCCCUUGGCCUUGAAGGGGAAAUGAGGCUGUGAGGGCCAUGGGGAGUGCUCUGCAGAGCUCCAGCAUCUCCGCCAGAGUCCUUCAAGUGCUCCUGAGAGCUGGGCUGGAGAGCCGGACGGGGGCAAUUGGAGGGGAGAGGGUGAGUCUCUGCAUCUUCCGCACACAAGUGUCUCUGUUAACAACAAGCUCCGGCAGACCUCACGUUCCAGGAAGGAAGCCCUUCCCUCCUUUCCCCUCCUUGGCCAUCCCCAACCCCAGCCCCUAGUGUGUUCAUCCUCUCCCCCUUCCCUGAUUCCAGCAAAGGAAAAUAGCCUUACAGACAAUAGCCCAGGAGCCCCCCUUAGGGGGAAACAAUAGUUUGGGGACCUCCCCACCCCUGUCUUUUCAGAAUGGGGGGUUGGGGAGAAGAACAAAGCAGCCCCCUCCUCUGCCUGGUAAAAGUGGUUCCAGCCCUCUCCGUCCAAGGGGUCCUUAGCAUGGUCAGGUUGGCACUCCGCUGGUGAGCAAGGGUCAAGGCAACAAAUACUUGAGGUCCAAGCCCAGAGGUCUGAGAGGAGGGUCUGGCUUGUCUCCCCCAAACCCCUUCCUAGAGAAGUGACCAAACGCCAGACUUGGGGAGGGCUGGGAGUGGGGGGGUGCUGCUUUUUUAACUACUUGAAGGUACUAACUCCAAGGCUGCUGUUGCCCAUUUGUGUGAAGUGAUAGAAACUGUAGCUAACUAGCACUUGGGAGGAGGGCAUGUCAUAGUGAGGGUGGAUUCUUCCCAGUCCUGGUCCUCCCGCCCCCUCCCUUACCUUGGGCCUGAGCACUGGACUGCCCACCCUGAGCCUCCCUUCCCUAGGGAGCCGGCUCCCCCUCAUCCUGGGCACCAUCUCCAAUUGCACUAAAGUAGCUGUUGUGCCAGUCUUGCCCCCACUACAGGGUGGGGUCUCUGCUUCCAAUCCCUGCUCCCCACCCUCAGUCUCCUCAUUCCCUUGUCACACCUGGAUAUCUUGGCAUUGUGUAUGUGUCCAGGGCAAAGGGAGGGGGGAAUCUGGCUGGAGAGGGGUCAGUUAAUGAAGAUAGGAAAAGAGUGGAGAACAAAACCCUCCCUCGAGCCAUGGGGGCCCAGGGGUGAGGGUGCCUACCCUCAAUGCUAUGUGUCUUGCAGAUGUGCCAAAUUGGGGUGGGGGCAGGGACGAGGUGGUGCUGCUCUGCCAGCAGCCCCUUCCCCCAAGGUGGCGCUCUCAAAGCAAUACAGUUCCCCCUCCUUCCUGGGAGCCCAGCAAGACAGGGGAGAGGGAAGAAUGGGGGGCCCGACGACUUCCUCAUGUAUAGCUGUGUCCAUGGGGGCACAGGAGAGUGUUCUUUGUAUGGUGCCCACUGUGUGUCUGCUCCUCUCCCCUCAUGACCUGCAUGACCUGUGAUGCUGCAAACACCACCAUCCUGUGUGCAGGUGUGUUGGGGGGCAGAGGGGACGGACUGUGUCCCUUCCUCCCCCCAUCCCCACCCCGUGACCCAUGUACUCGGUUGUAGGAAGUAAAAAGAACUGAGCACAAUUCACUGGAUUCUAGUGGAAUCUUUCUCUAAGCAAUUGUCACACCUGCCUCUCCUCCCUGCCCCAAACCCACCCCGUGGUGCUAGUGUCGGAAUCGGGGAGGGGUCUGAGGGAGAGGAUGUAGAACUACUGGGCCAUAAGAACAAGUCUGGAUUCUACCUGGGAUGCAGACACCCAGAGUGCUGAGGGCAGCGUGGGGAGAGGGCGCUUAGCCCUGGGGUAAA